Molecule: messenger RNA, 4330 nt
Organism: Carica papaya (papaya)
Lineage: Eukaryota; Viridiplantae; Streptophyta; Magnoliopsida; Brassicales; Caricaceae
Source: RefSeq, a predicted model, not a curated record
UAGAAAAAGAAAGUCUAAAUAGUUCAUACAGAUUCUUUUACUUCCGACUUCCUUCCAGACAAGCGUGAAUCGAAGAGGACGAUGAUGAUGAAGUUGCUCUUGCCGUUGGCUUUAGCCAUCGUUAUCUUCUCAUCCACUGUUGGUUGUCAAUCAAACAGCGACGGAGAAUGGCAGAUUCUGACAAAGCAAAACUUCUCCUCUCAGAUCCGACUACACCCCCACAUCCUCCUUCUGGUCACGGUUCCCUGGUGUGGUGAGUCUCGAUCCCUAAUGAUGGAAAUAGUUCAGUUGGCUACUGAAAGGGGAGAGGAGUUUCGGUCUCUCAAGUUAAUGGUUAUGUACAGAAAUUUAGAGAAGAUGCUGGCGAAUGCGAUUGGUGCUACAGAGGGAAUAACACUCUUAUACUAUCACCAUUCUGUAUCUUAUAAGUAUCAAGGAAAACUUCGAGCACAGAGUAUAUUGUUUUCUGUUUAUCCUUAUUUGUCAGUUUCGCCUGAAGAACUUCCUCUCAAACGCUUGAAUUCCCAAGAGGACUUGGAGACAUUCGUUGAAUCAACAGAUCGGGCUUUAAUUCUUCUGGAGCUUUGUGGAUGGACUCCUAGACUGCUGGCGAAGGUGAAGAAGAACGUGACUGAGUAUGAUUUUGGCAUGCAAGGGGAUCUUUCCAGUAGAAGCUUCAGUGGAGAGAGUGAUAGACUGACAGUGACAAGAGGGAAGGGUAAACUGAAGGAAGUGGAACAUGGAAAGCUGAUGUGUGGCACAGAAAAUGGCAUGGGUGGGAUUCCUUGGCUUAUGGAGUUCAGCUCAGUUAAUGACAGUGAUACAUUUUGGGACACUGAUGAUGUAAACUUUGGUCUUGCCUUGCCCUGUACUUUAGAAAAUUUUCAGCAGUUUGAUCAAUUCUUCUCCAAAUUCAUUGCCAUUGCUAGGGAGUUUUUGCUGCCUCCUGAGAGAAAUAGAUUUGGUCUGAUUACGGAAAGAUCGUUGCUCUCAUCUAUUGGUAUAGGUGAUUCUGGUUCAUGGUCAGUAAUGCUUCAUUCUGCUGGCUGCCCAACAUGUUCAAAGAUUGUCAAAGAGGCAGAUGAAGUUAAGGGUGCUCUACAGAUGGAUAAUUCAAUUGUGGCAGAACUAGAAGGUUAUGAUCAGGAUCUUGAUCCAGCUUUACCUGCAAAUAAGCCAUCAGUAAUCUUAUUUGUGGAUAGAUCAUCUGAAUCAUUAGAGAUUAGAAGAAAGAGUAUGGAAGUUCUUAAGUUCUUUAGAGAAGUAGCUGCAAGCUCUAAGAUACCUGAUCAGAGAGCACGGCACAAGAAUGACCAAUCUGAGAAAUCCCUGAAGCAAGCUUAUCAAGUUUUAACUAGUCCAUCUGAGCAUCCUAGAUUGAACCUAUCUCCUGAAGCUCGGAUGAUUAAAUUAAAGGAUGAGAUGUCUAUCAUGGUCAUUAAUGAGGGUAAACAUGUGACUUUAGAUAUUGCUUCAGAUUUACAAGGUAGUUCUUUGCACGAGAUAUUAAAAAAUCUUCUUCAAAGAAAGAAGGAAACAAAAUUAAGCUUGCUUGCCAAGGAGGUCGGUUUCCGUCUUUUAUCAGAUGAUAUUGACAUCAAAAUAUCAGAUACAUUGCCAUUAUCGACAGAAGUUCGACCUAAUCAAGUCUCGCAGUUCCCUUCUGAAGAAGCCCGUGCAACAAAAACUGUUGAUCUAGAUGCUGAAUAUUUACCAGAGAAGGAGAGUAGAUCUGAAGAUGUGAAGAAAGAAGCUGAUGCAAGUGAACAGUUAAUAUCUAUAGAAGCUGAUCAGCUUGAUGGUGCUAUCACUGAAAAUGUGAAGAAAGAAGGAAAUAGUUCUUCACAUGUAGAGUCAGAAGAAGAAAGACAUCAUAACUUUGAGGGUUCCUUUUUCUUUUCUGAUGGUAACUACCGGUUACUUAAAGCUCUAACUGGUCAAUCAGUGACACCAUCAUUGGUUAUAAUUGAUCCCACUACAGAGCAGCAUUAUGUCUGCCCCAAAGAGAUGAUGUUGAGCAGUUCUUCAUUGGCUGGCUUCCUUCAUGCAUAUCUUAAUGGAAGCCUUUUUCCAUAUCGACGCUCGGAGACCAUUGUUCAAAGUUCUAGAGAGGCUAUACCUCCUCCAUUUGUUAAUACGGAUUUUCAUGAGGUGAAUUCCAUUCCUCAGGUUACAACUAGUUCUUUCUCUAAGCUGGCUCUCGGUUUUAAUCAAUCCAACUCUGAAAAUGCGUCCCAUGCUUGGAAUGAGGAUGUUUUGGUUCUUUUCAGCACUAGUUGGUGUGGGUUCUGUCAGAGGAUGGAACUAGUUGUUCGUGAAGUCUAUCGGGCCAUAAAAGGAUAUAUGAAAAUGUUGAAGAAUGAAUCUACAAACAGCAACACGGUUGGCAAUGCUGAUAACUUGACGAACGUUAAUGCAAAAUUUCCAUCAAUCUACUUACUGGAUUGCACACUGAAUGAUUGCAGCUUGAUCUUGAAAUCAGUUAAGCAGAGGGAAGUUUAUCCUGCUCUGAUGUUAUUUCCUGCUGAGAAAAAAGAAGCUGUCGUUUAUGAAGGAGAUAUAUCCGUAGCUGGUAUAAUCAAUUUUUUAGCUCAUCAUGGAAGCAACUCUCGCAAGCUCUUAACUGAGAAGGGUAAGGGUCUUUUCUCCUUCUGAAUGUUCAAAUUGGAACAUCUAAUGGUGCAGAACUAAUGCAUGUUUUAAUGUAUUACUAAUUGAAGGAUACUGGAGCUCCUCUCUAAUACACACUUCAUUUCUUUACUCUUGCCUCCGUUAUGUUAUCUUGCAUAUGCAUGUAUAAUCAAGGAUUUGAUUAGGGGUAGUUCAAUGGUCGGUUUUUGGAUUAUUUAAUGCUGAUUCCAUUAUCUCUAAUGUGGGUUGUGUGAAAAGAGAGAAAUUUAAGAGUUUUGGGGGGAUAGAAAAUGAUUUUAACAGCAUCAAGGAUAGAUGGUUUCAUCUUUUUGGUUCUUUAUUCUUGGAACAUGAUAUUCAGGAUCUUGAGGAUUUGUGGAUGGUUUUAGAUCAUUUGAUUGAGCUGUAACUGUUGUAUAUUGAGUGGUACUCCCUUGGAAGUGAUAUCUCUUUUUAUUUCAAAAAUAAAAAAUAAAAAAAAUAAUUCAAAAACCGAACAUAACCGAACCGAACCCACCGGAUUUACAUGUUUAAGCGAAAUCAAACUGACCAAAUUAUCUCAGUCAGUUCGGUUCAUAACCGAUUAAUUGAAACUGUAUUUACCUAUUCAACGUGGUGCUUUUUAUCAUGGUUUUUUCCCAAUUUCACGAAUUAUCUUGGACUGUGAGAGUUGACUUGAAACUUGAGAGAGAUCAGAUGAGAUGAGAGCUUUCGGUUCGAGUUGUGGAGAGAGAGCCAGAGAGAGCUUUUCAUUCGACUGAGAGCCUCAAAGCUGAGAGGUAGUGAGGGUGCUGUCGUGCCCCAUGGUGGUGAGGAAUGUGGGGAUUGGGGAGAGCCGAGAAGGAGAGGACAUGAGACCUUCUGCAUUCUGGUUUGACUAAGAGGCGAGAGCCGAGAGAGUGAGGGUAGGGGCCUUCUGUGCCAGCUGGUGAAGAAUGAGGAGUGUGUCAGUGUGUGUAGAGACUCGACUACUCGAGUGAGGGACCUGAGGGUGACUGAAUUGGGUUGGGGGGUAAUGGGAAAAUGGGAAUUAGGGAUUUUUGUAUGAUAUAUAUAUAUAUUACAUAAUUAUUAUUUAGGUAUAAGAAAAUAUAUUUUAAUUGGUUAUUCAGUUGGUUCAGUUUGCCGGAAAACUAACCAAUUUUCGACCUCACCAAAUUGGUUUAGCCGAACUGACGGACAUAACCGGUUUAGUCGAAGCAGUCUGUCCUAACUGGUUCAUUUUGAAUCAGGUUUUUCGACCCGAUUCAAUUCUGCACACCUCUACAUUUUGUUCUCUUUGAAGAAAGAAUUAUUUUGAGCUUGUAACUAGAACUUGCAUCCAAUUGGCUGUUUUCAGAUGGAUAUUCCAAAAGUCGAAGGAAAGAUCAGUUUCAUGCCUCAUGAAUUGGAGAUAUCCAGUUCCUAUGUUUACCUGAAAAAGAUUCAUAUCAGUUUUCAACUACAUCUUCAUAGUUUUUCUUCCAAAAAAAAAAAAAUCCAUCAAACUAUGUUUCGAACAAAUCUAGAAAUAUUGUGGCAUUUAUUUGUAAAUCUAGACUUGAUUCAUCUAGGAGAUGACGUAAAUUACAUUAGGAUAACAAAAAGGUUUGACCUCAUAAGAAAUUCCAUGUAUAAUAUGGAAUGAUAUUCUAAGUUCAUAUAGAAUUCCAGAAGAUGUGAAUUUUUAUUAUUUAGGAAAAGUCUUUCCCUAUCUUCA